This is a messenger RNA of Erpetoichthys calabaricus (reedfish), 2033 nucleotides long. It is a transcript of the gene ogg1, whose product is annotated as 8-oxoguanine DNA glycosylase. Gene Ontology annotation, molecular function: damaged DNA binding; 8-oxo-7,8-dihydroguanine DNA N-glycosylase activity. Gene Ontology annotation, biological process: nucleotide-excision repair; base-excision repair; base-excision repair, AP site formation. The transcript is spliced from 9 exons. The record is from RefSeq and is a predicted model, not a curated record. Gene Ontology annotation, cellular component: nucleus. The coding region runs from base 87 to 1415 and encodes 442 amino acids. Lineage: Eukaryota; Metazoa; Chordata; Cladistia; Polypteriformes; Polypteridae.
CGUUUGUGUACUGCGUGACGUGAGUCGGCUCGGCUGGCAAUUCUUUUCCUUGUCAAUAAUGGAAGAAUGUGCUGUUUCUGAGUGCAAUGCUGUGUCUUCCGCCAUCAGUAUUAAUUGUCAAGCUGUGUCACAUCAGCUUUAAGAAGCUUGGAAGAGCUCCGUUUACUACUGGCUUCCUCCUUCAGGGUGAGACAGUGAAAGCAGAAAUGAUGCAGCAUGAAACUCUGUUACUUAAAGAUGAAAGGUGGCGCUCGAUUCCAUGUUGCCGCUCUGAGCUUUGCCUGGACAUUGUACUUAAUUGUGGCCAGUCUUUCAGGUGGCAUGAGACGAGCAAGGGUCACUGGACAGGUGUGAUUGCCAGCCAGGUAUGGACACUAACCCAGACAGAAGAUCGACUGUGGUACCGUACAUAUAGAGAAUUAGACGGUCCAGGCAAAAAUCUUUACCCAAAGGAUGGAAAUGUCAGUAUGACUGUACAUCUCAAAGCUAAGCUGGGGAAAAGGAAGAGGACGUUGGAAUUACAGGAGAAGGUGUCAGAAGCCAAACAUGAGCCCAUUGAAACACUAGUGACUACUUGUGACCAAGACAGUAACACAGGGGAUGAUGGACAGAGCAUGAAGGACAAAGACAUUUUGAUGGAUUACUUCCAGUUGCAUGUUGGAAUGGAGGAGCUAUAUGAACAAUGGAGUCAGACAGACUCUUUCUUCAAAAAAGCUGCAACAAAGUUUCCAGGAGUGCGAGUACUGCGUCAAGACCCCCGAGAAUGUCUGUUUUCAUUGAUUUGUACCUCUAACAACCACAUUACACGUAUCAGCGGCAUGGUGGAAAGGUUGUGUCAGAACUUUGGACCUUUACUAUGCACAUUGGACAUGAAACACUACCACGACUUUCCAUCACUUCAAGCUCUAGCAGCUCCGGACGUAGAAGCCCGUCUGAAGGAACUAAAAUUUGGGUAUAGGGCUCGUUAUAUUCAGCAAGCAGCUCAACAGAUCCUAGAGAAAUAUGGUCCUCACUGGUUGGAUUCCUUACGUCAUGUUACAUAUGAAGAGGCUAAAAAAGCACUCCGCACACUGCCUGGAGUCGGUGACAAGGUGGCAGACUGUGUGUGUCUGAUGGCACUAGAUAAAACGGAUGCUGUCCCAGUAGACACUCAUGUAUGGCAAAUGGCAUCCCAGAACUAUCUGCCUCAGUUAGGCAAGGAGUCCAAGACUCUGACACCCAAGGUCUACCGUGAAAUUGGAGAUACCUUCAGGAAUCGGUUUGGCACCUAUGCUGGCUGGGCACAAUCUGUUCUCUUCUGUUCUGAUCUGAAGAGGUUCAAGGGGGUGCAAGAAAAGCCAAGGUUGAAAACGGAGAAGCAGAAGGGUGAUGGGAAGGGCAAUCUGAAGUAUUUGGUUAAACAAGAGCCUCACUAACAACAGUAAGGACUUGUGGGACAGACAAGGCUUGAAUGUACUGUAUGUCCAGAAUGUUUCCUGCUGAAUGAGGACGUUGGCCCAGCACCAAAUGUCUGCUAUACAACAGACUCUGAAGUGUGAAAUUCAUUCACGUUGUCCUUGUACUAUCCAACCUGCUGCUAUGAUUGGAGGGAGGUAUUUAAUCUGCUUCACUUUUAUGAAAUGAAAAAAAUAAGAUUUGUUUGUAGUUUUUAAUUCUUUCAAACUGCCCAGGGUUUAUUCAUUAGUAAAAGAGAUAUGAAAUCUGAGGUAUAUUGUCACUGAAAGACUUUCCAAGACAGCAUCACACACAGUGUUUAUUGGUGUGACUAUAUGGACCUCAUGUUGUAAACACUUAAUGCAAUAAUGAGUGAUUCUGUGGUUUUGGUUUUUAUUGGUGUAUAUAAUUUUGUAACAUAUGCUCACAAAGCAUUUAGUAUUCUUCAUUCAGCUCAUAAUACCAGAGUGAACAAAUUACAUCAAGUUUUGAUACUUAGAUAUUAUUUUGAUAUACUGUACAAAAUUGAAGAUCAUGUGAAGAUGUAAAUUAUUAUCCGUUACUAAUUUAGUAACUAUGAAGGAUGAUCAGAAUUUUUU